AUGCGAUUCAUUUUUCUACUCUUGCUAAUAUUCGCGAGUCUCGUUCAAACUGCCGAUCCCGGUAGGCCGAAAAUCAAGCAGAAUUUGCCGCCGAGGCGCAGAACUCGAAAAGCGAUCGUUCGAGAAUUCUGUUCCGGCACAACAAAUGGAAUAUCUCGCUAUGGAUCUGGCAACAUUCUCGAGGAUCUGGAAAAAAUGUACAAAGGAUGUCAACGUGUCUACGGAAAUCUUGAAAUUACUUGGAUCGAAGCGGACGAGAUAUUGAAAUAUCGAAAUUCGACAAAUGAUUCGAGCCCGUUGAAAACUGUCAAUUUUUUCGAUCAUCUCGAAGAGAUACGUGGAAGUUUGAUAAUUUAUCGCGCCAAUAUUCAAAAAAUCUCAUUUCCAAAACUUCGAGUCAUUUAUGGGGAUGAACUAUUUCAUGGAAACUCAUUGUAUAUACACAAGAAUGCGGCGACGCAUGAAAUUUCGAUGCGAGAAUUGAGAGUAAUACGAAAUGGAAAUGUGACGAUUCAAGAAAAUCCAAAAAUGUGCUAUCUUGGAUUGAAAAUUGACUGGAAUGAGCUUAUUUAUGAUAAAAGCACGCAACAUGUCGAAUCAACAAAUUCGCAUCAUCAUUGUUUCUCGCAAAACGGCACAUCGAUGGUCGAUUGCCAUCCGAAUUGCGGCCAACAUUGCUGGGGAAAAGGAGAAAGUGAUUGUCAAGAAAUUUAUCGUUCUGUUUGCCCGAAAUCUUGUUCACAAUGCUUCUACUCAAACUCGACGAAAGAAUAUGAAUGUUGCGAUAUUUCGUGUCUUGGAGGAUGCACAGGAUCGGGCCCAUCAAAAUGUAUCGCAUGCAAUCGCUUCGAAAUGGACGGAAAAUGUGUCGACGUGUGUCCAACUCGGAAAUCAUUCGACCACAAACGCGGUAGAUUAGUGCCGAAUCCGGAGGGACGAUUCCAGCACGGCAAUCAUUGCGUGAAAGAAUGCCCAAGAGAACUGCUCAUUGAGAAUGAUGUGUGCGUUCGUCAUUGUUCCGAAGGGCACUAUUAUGAUGCAUUGAAGGAUGUGCGGGAAUGCGAGAAAUGCCGAUCAGCGACGUGUCCGAAAAUAUGUACUGUAGAUGCUCCAUUGACGAAGGAAAUAUUGAAAACAUUGACUGGAUGCGAGCAGAUUGAUGGUCAUAUUAUAAUCGAUAAACCAGUCGGAUAUUGCAGUUUCACGUACGACGAUUUGAAAGUGCUCGAGACGAUCAAAAUCGUCAGCGAGUAUAUUGUCAUUGUUCAACAGGAAUUUUUUGAUCUCAAAUUUCUUCGCAAUUUGCAAAUUAUCGAAGGAAGAAAAUUGCACAAUUUGCGUUGGGCGCUCGCAAUUUAUCGAUGUGAUUCUCUAAUGCAAUUAAAUCUUAAUAAUUUGAAAUUGAUCAAGACUGGAGCAGUAAUUAUUGGCGAAAACCACAAAUUGUGCUAUGUCAAUGACAUCGAUUGGUCGUCUAUUGUGGUGAUGCACGAGAAUAAUCGAACUGCCGUUCAAAUAGUCAAAAAUCGAGACAAAAAAUUCUGUGAAAAAAUUGGAGAAGUCUGCAAUCCGAACUGCAAUAGUCGCGGAUGUUGGGGGAAAAGCGCAAGCGAUUGUCUUGAAUGCAAAUCAUGGAACAAUAUGGGAGAAUGUGUAUCGUCGUGUGACAAUAUCGGAUAUUUGCGAAAUCAGACUUCGAUGAAAUGCCAGAAGUGUUCGCCGGAGUGUCGAACUUGCAACGGAAUCGGAGAAUAUGACUGUCUGACUUGUCGACAUUUCACUUUGUACAAUGCCGAUUUUGGAAAUCGAAUGGAAUGCCUCGCACGCUGUCCGAGCGACACCCACUAUUCGCUGCCCAACAACACUUGUGUUCAAUGCGAUCCCGCAUGCUAUAACUACGGAUGUACGGGACCAAAAAAUCAAUUAGGAGAAGGUGGUUGCAAUCAGUGCAAAUACGCUCGAGUUAUAACCAACGACACGAUAACAUGCCUCAUGUCGUCUUCGAUGCUCACAGUCUGCCAUGAAAACAAAUUAUUCGAUCAUUAUAUUUCAACAACGAAAAUUGAAGGCGUUGCUGAAACGCAUUGCGCCAAGUGCGAUCCAGCUUGUUUGAAUUGCACAUCAGCCGGCCGGAGCGUAAUCAGCAAUGAUUGCAUUUGCAAGGAUUACGCAUUCCUAAUUUCUGGGGAAAAGGACCAAGUCUGUUUGGACUAUUGUCCCGUCAACACAUUUCUGAUACGGCCGCGAGAAGAUAACCAAUUCGGAAUUUGCAAAAAGUGCCAUCCUCUGUGUGACCAAAACUACAAUUGCGUCGAUGAUACAUCAUUCGGCUGCACCCGAUGCAAAUAUGUUUUCAUUCAAAAUUUCGAAAACGAAACAAUGGAAUGCCUCGAGAAAUGUCCCGCCGACAAACCAUUCAAAGUGUCUGCAACUGGACAAUGCCUGGAUUACGAUAUCGAUUCGAGACAGAGGAAAACGAGAUAUGUGAUUACCGGAGCGGUAUUCCUUGCAUUCCUGAUAAUGCUCGUCAUAAUUUUGAUAGUUUAUUAUCGUUGUCAGAAGAUUGGAAAGAAACUCAAAAUAGUCGAGUUUGUCGACUUACCCGAACUUGUUCCUAUAAACUCCAACAUUCAACCAAAUAUGAAUCGAAUCACCCUUAUUUCGUCGCCGGAGCUUCAAGUAAUGCAAGAUCGGAAACUCGGACAAGGAGCAUUCGGCACUGUUUAUGCAGGGAUUUACUAUCCGAAAAAGACAAAAAACAUCAAAGUUCCUGUUGCGAUUAAAGUAUUCCAAAUGAACCAAUCGCAAACUGACGAGAUGCUCGAAGAAGCAACCAAUAUGUUUCGAUUGCGACACGACCAUCUUCUGAAGAUCAUUGGAUUCUGCAUGCACGACGAUGGGCUUAAAAUUGUGACAAUCUAUAGGCCGUUAGGAAACCUGCAAACAUUUCUCAAACAACAUCAAAAGCAUCUCGAUGCGAGGGAACAAAUGCUCUACUGCUACCAGAUUGCUUCGGGAAUGAAAUACCUUUUCGAGCAAAGGGUUGUUCAUCGAGAUUUGGCGGCUCGAAACGUGCUCGUCAAAAAUUUCCAACACGUCGAAAUCACCGACUUUGGACUCUCAAAAAUAUUGAAAUACGACUCGGAUUCGAUUGUGAUAAAAACUGGCAAAGUCGCGAUCAAAUGGCUGGCGAUCGAGAUAUUUUCGAAUCACUGUUACACACACGCCAGCGAUGUGUGGGCGUUCGCAGUUACGUGCUGGGAAAUCAUCACAUUUGGAGCUAGUCCCUAUCAAGGAAUGUCGACGGACGCGAUCCAUCAAUUCCUCCGCGAUGGAAAUCGAUUGUCGCAGCCAGCGAAUUGCUCGCCAGAUUUAUACCAAGAAUUAUUGAGAUGUUGGAUGUCGAACCCGGAAUCUCGUCCAACAUUUGAUGUUCUUUACACGAAAUUCCAAGAAUUUUGCAAAGUCCCGAAACUUUAUAUUGAGAAUUCUCAUAAGCCGACCGAAACGGAUACAUCCGCUGAAGAGUUAUUCCAAUCUGAAAGACUUCGCGAAAUUUUUGCUGAUUCAAUUGAUCCACAAGCUUACUUCGAAACUACGAGUAUUCCCGGAUCACCGACAUCAAACGCUACGUUCACAAUUCCGAAUGGAAUAAAUCGAAUGCAAUCGGUUAAUUCCGGAAGAUAUCAAAAGAAUCCAUUUGAUAGUAAGUCACCUCCGGAUUCAGCCAAUUCAUAUCUUGUGCCAAAAGCCAAAGAAGUUGUUCAACAAUCAUCUGUUUUAUACACUCCUGUCGUUCUAAACGAACAAGGACAAACCGAAGUCGAUUCCGGUGCUGAAUACUACAACGAACCAAAAACCUCUUCUGGAUACUACAACGAAACGAAACUCAAUAAAAUCGUUGAAGCAACAGAACCUGAGGAUAUCGAAAAGGAAACAUGCUUGUAA
Molecule: messenger RNA, 3948 nt
Organism: Caenorhabditis bovis
Lineage: Eukaryota; Metazoa; Nematoda; Chromadorea; Rhabditida; Rhabditidae
Source: the annotation of a GenBank genome assembly